This is a messenger RNA of Musca vetustissima, 552 nucleotides long. Its product is annotated as enhancer of split m4 protein-like. The transcript has a single exon. NCBI's taxonomy places the organism in Eukaryota, Metazoa, Arthropoda, Insecta, Diptera, Muscidae. The coding region runs from base 1 to 552 and encodes 183 amino acids. The record is from RefSeq and is a predicted model, not a curated record. Gene Ontology annotation, biological process: sensory organ development; Notch signaling pathway.
AUGUGUCUUCAAAUCAAUAACAGUCAACAAUUCGAGAAAUUGGAUGCCACCACUGCCAGCAAGAAAAUGUUGUCCUACAGCAUUAAGAAGCUGUUGAAACAAAUUUUCAAAAAUAAAUCACAAAAACUAACACAACUACAAAAGGACGAGGAUUACAUUAAGGAGGGCAAUUUCUUGGAUAGCAAUUGCAACAACACAGCGGAAAUCAAUUUGAAUUUUGUGCAGCAAAACUCAAGUUUAGAGAAGCAAGAAGAGGAAAUCCCCGAACCGAAAGAAGUACAAAUUCCUGAACCCUUGGCCUUCACUCAAUCCUACGAAGUUGAAGAACCAACCGCUCAUCCAUGGGUCAUUAAUCAAUCCUGUGAAGUUGAAGAUUUUGAUUUUUCCGAUUUGAGUGUCGAUGUCCCAGUGCACUUUGUACGCACCGAACAUGGUACCUUCUUUUGGACUUCGAAUAGUGAAAUCCCAGCCGAUAAUGAUUUGGUACAACCCAUGAGCUGUUCCACCAACAAUCAAUUGGCCUAUCAGCAAAGUCGUUGGACUGAGGUCUAA